Austrofundulus limnaeus is the source of this 643-nucleotide messenger RNA. RefSeq names its product regulator of G protein signaling 21. Bases 66 to 548 code for a protein of 160 amino acids. Lineage: Eukaryota; Metazoa; Chordata; Actinopteri; Cyprinodontiformes; Rivulidae. The record is from RefSeq and is a predicted model, not a curated record. The transcript has 5 exons.
GGUCACAAACCCAACUUCAGCCUGGCAGGACCUUAUCUCUGUCUCCCUUUGUAGAGGACGAGGAGAUGGCGAUAAAAUUGUGUUGCUUUCCCAAGGAUCCACUGGAGGAUGUUGAGUCCUGGAGUGAGUCUGUGGAUAAAGUCCUCGGCAGUAAAGCCGGACAGAUAGCUUUCCGGGAGUUCCUGAAGUCUGAGUACAGCGAAGAAAACAUUUUGUUUUGGCUCGCCUGCGAGGAGUACAAAAAGACCAAGACGGUCCCAGAGAUGAUCUCGUCCGCCAACAGGAUCUACUCAGAGUUCGUGCAAACAGAAGCCCCCAGGCAGAUCAACAUAGACUGCCCGACCAGAGAAAGCAUUACAAAGAACAUCUCCCAGCCGACCCUGACGUCCUUUGAUACGGCGCAGAAGCUCGUCUACAGUCUGAUGGCCAGGGACUGCUACCCACGCUUCCUCAAAUCUGACAUCUAUCAGGGACUCCUGAGGAAAGUCGAUUCAAGUGCUGCUGCUGGGUUUCGCCAGACAGACGCAGUUGAUCYGCGCCAAGAGUAGCCCAACAUAAAACCAUACAUGUACAAAACAUUGCUGCCAUGCCAAGUUUAGUUACAUUACCAUCUUUGGAGCUGCAGCAUUUCAAUAUGGAGACU